CUGGCACUUACCUCCAUCCUGGUCUCUCCGAAGUGCCCGUACCCAAAACAGGAAACUGAGCAUGAACACAGGAGAAGAUGUCUCUGGUACUGUGACUCUGGAAUCAGUUGACUCUGUCACUCUUACCCAGGACACUGAGGGCAAUAUAAUCCUCCACUGCCCUCAUGAUGAUGCUGAGGAUGUGGGAUCAGAUGAAGAUUCCGAGCCCAUUUCAAAGAGACUGCGUUUCUCCAAUGAGGAGACAGAAGACACACAGGACAAUGUUAAAUACUCUGUGGUCACCCUGCCUAUAUCAGAGAAUGAUGAGAGCUUUGAGGUGACAAUGACAGCAACAGAAAUGACUGAGGGGGAGCUGGAUCAGGAAGGCGUAGCUCAGAUUCAGAUAGUGCAGGAUGAAAGCACUCUCUCCCCUCAGAAGACUGAUGAUGUGUCAGCAGUCAGUCAAGCCUGGUUCACCACCAAAGAGGACAAGGACACGUUAGUCAACAAGGGUCACAAGUGGAAACAGGGCAUGUGGUCAAAGGAGGAAAUUGACAUCCUAAUGAAUAACAUAGAUCGCUAUCUGAAAAGUCGUGGAAUCCAGGACGCUACAGAGAUCAUUUUUGAGAUGUCAAAAGAGGAGAGGAAAGAUUUUUACCGUAGUAUUGCCUGGGGUUUGAACCGGCCGUUAUUUGCUGUGUACAGACGAGUGCUCCGAAUGUAUGACAACCGCAACCAUGUGGGAAAAUACACCCAAGAUGAAAUAGAUAAGCUGAAAGAACUAAGGGAGAAGCAUGGAAAUGACUGGGCCACCAUCGGAGCAGCAUUGGGCCGCAGUGCCUCAUCAGUGAAAGACCGCUGUCGACUGAUGAAGGACACCUGCAACACAGGGAAAUGGACAGAGGAGGAGGAGAGGCGACUGGCGGAGGUGGUGCAUGAGUUGACUGGUACAGAGGCUGGUGAUGUGGUCACACAGGGCGUUUCCUGGGCAUCAGUGGCUGAACUGGUUGGUACACGCUCAGAGAAACAGUGCCGCUCCAAAUGGCUCAACUACCUCAACUGGAAACAGAGCGGCGGCACCGAGUGGACCAAGGAAGACGACAUCAACCUCGUUCGAAAGAUUGCAGAACUGGAGGUGAAAGAUGAAAAUGACAUUAAUUGGGAAGUUCUUGCUGGUGGAUGGAGCAGUGUCCGCUCACCUCAGUGGCUUCGCAGUAAAUGGUGGACCAUCAAAAGACAAGUGUCCAAUCACAAAGAUCUUCCUUUUCCUGUCUUGCUGAAGGGGUUACAGGAUGUAGUAGAGACUCCAGCUACAGCUACGCUGAAUAAAGUUGUGGUGAUGGGUUCUCGAUCUACUAAUGCCUCUCCCAGUCCAGUCAGUGCACUACAGAUCCCCGUCCAGAUACCAGUUCACAUCACACACGUCUCUUCAUCUGAGAGUGCGACAGGUGCCUCUGACAGUGAGACAAUAACUUUGAAUUCUGGAACUCUACAGACCUUUGAGCUGCUACCAUCCUUCCACUUGCAGCCCACUGGGACUCCUGGAACCUAUUAUAUCCAGACAUCAGCCAAUCAGAGCCUUCCACUCACACUGUCAGCCAAUCAGAGCCUCCCACUCACACUGUCAGCCAAUCCCACAGUAACACUAACUGCAGCAGCAUCUCCAGCCUCACCAGACCAGAUCAUCUUGCAUAGUCUGACGACGGACUCUUUGAGUGAGAAUGUUACGGUACAGAUGUCGCACCCUGGUGUCAUCAUCCAGACUGUGACGUCAGAUGAUCUUCCUGAUCCUGACUCUCUUGGCCAAUCAGAAUUGAGAGUAGGUGUGGGUCUUGUGAAGGAGGAGACGUCAGAGGAGCAGAGCUCCUCACGGCAGAGGGAGGAGUCUACCCACCAAAAUUCUACGCUUUCCCAGGAGCACUUGACAGAUGACCUUGCCUCCAAGGCGGAGGUUCAGGAGAAUUCAGAGAUAGGUGAGGGGACAGUGCUUAUUGUCCCAUCUCCAAACAGCUUUAUUCAGACCAGCGAUGACAUCCAUACAGACUCUGUCCUGCCCCUCGGAACACUGACAGAUCCCAUUCUACAGAAUCAGGAGGAAGGUUCAGACUGAGCACACAAUACCCACCAGAGCCAGAAACUGAUGGGAGCAUUGAAGUUGCAGGGCUAAUGAUCCAACUCUAACAAUAGACAGCCAAUCAGAGCUGGGAAAUUUUUGGCAGAUUAGAAAAUUGAUCUUACCUGCUAUCUGUAGCAUGUUUGCCAGUUUAAAAUCUGCCACUACACCCCAUAACAGAUCCAGGAGUUGCUUGUGUUUGAGCUGAGUAUUUGGGGUCAGUGAACAUCUGCAGAAGUGAAAACUCCAAGUCGCCCAAAUGUGUGAUUUGUAAUGAAUACUUAAACAGCGACCCUGGAACUACCUCUUGCAUUUGUGAACACAUGAACUUAAGAAAAUAUUUGGAUUUAAUAAGAUGUGAACAUGUUCUGUUAUUGCAGACACGACCAGGCUGCAUUGAGACACGCUCAUACGUGUAUAUGCUGAUCUGAAAGCACACUUUCAUUACAUGUACUGGUACACACAGUGUCCUCACUCUUCCUCUGCUAUUGUCAGAGUGCAACAACAAUGGCACUGAAGAUAUUCACAGCACGAGGCUAAGAACCUUU
Molecule: messenger RNA, 2640 nt
Organism: Chanos chanos (milkfish)
Lineage: Eukaryota; Metazoa; Chordata; Actinopteri; Gonorynchiformes; Chanidae
Gene: dmtf1
Product: cyclin D binding myb-like transcription factor 1
Exons: 17
Coding region: 62-2089 (675 amino acids)
Biological process (GO): regulation of transcription by RNA polymerase II
Cellular component (GO): nucleus
Molecular function (GO): DNA-binding transcription factor activity, RNA polymerase II-specific; RNA polymerase II cis-regulatory region sequence-specific DNA binding
Source: RefSeq, a predicted model, not a curated record